AUGUCCAUACUUUUGCUUCUGGCAAUGUUUUUAUGGUCACAAUCUGAAGGUGCCCUUCUCCGAAAAACCAACUUGACCAUCUAUUUCCAGGAUCGAUUUGCAGGACCCAAUGCGACCACUGUCCCGAUCACUGGCAUCCCCGGUCACCUUUGGACGUAUGGGAGCUUUGGAACUGUGUUUUGCAUCGAUAGUCCAAUAACUGAAGGCCUUGAAGGGAGCUCAGAGCAACUAGCAAGGGGCCACGGGGUCCAUGUGACAUCGGCAUUGGAUGGUUCGAUUACAUACGUGUCUAUAUCAAUUGUGUUCAUCACUAAAGAGUCCAAUGGUAGCACCAUACAAAUCCAAGGUGCUACCAAUCAAUAUGUGAAGGUGAGAGAGCUUGCAGUGGUCGGUGGAACCGGACAAUUCCGUUAUGCAAGGGGAUUUGCUACAUUUGAGACGGCUUAUUUGGACAUGGAAAGUGCUUAUGCUGUAAUUCAAUGUAACAUCACCAUGUUUCAUUUCUAG
Ilex paraguariensis (yerba mate) is the source of this 507-nucleotide messenger RNA. The record is from the annotation of a GenBank genome assembly. NCBI's taxonomy places the organism in Eukaryota, Viridiplantae, Streptophyta, Magnoliopsida, Aquifoliales, Aquifoliaceae.